UUUUUUUUUUACUUCCCUUCAUUCUUUUCUUCUUAAACUUUUUUUUUUUAUCACAAUGCAACCUACAUCAGUACUAGCACUCGGUAGUCAUGUUGAAAAUCUUGACAUUGUACAAUUAUUAGGUCAUGGUGCUUAUGGUCAAGUCUAUUUGGCUCAAGAUCAACAAACUCAACAAUACUUGGCGGUAAAGACUUUAUUACGACACGAAAACAAAAACAAUAAAACACCACAACGAGGAUUCCAACGAAUGGAGAUCGGUCUUCAUGCUCGUUUAUCAGGUCACCCUCAUAUUAUUCGAUUAGAUCGCGUGAUACGUGAAGCGGAUUAUACGCAUAUUGUCAUGGAAUAUGCUCCUGAAGGCGAUUUGUUUACAGCUAUUACGGAACGGGAUCUGUUUGCUGGCAACCAUCCCUUGAUUCAACGGGCCUUUUUACAAUUGUUGGACGCUGUGGAACAUUGUCAUUUGAACGGCGUUUAUCAUCGGGACCUCAAGAGCGAAAAUGUUUUAGUAUUUGAUGGUGGAAGGACAAUCAAGUUGGCUGAUUUUGGUUUAGCUACCAUGGAUCCUAUUUCAACUGAUUAUGGUUGUGGAAGUACUUUUUAUUUUUCUCCAGAAUGUCAAGGGGAUCUUGCUAAACAAGGAGGACGUGUAGGCUAUGCUACUGCUCCAAACGAUAUCUGGGCUCUUGGUGUCAUUCUAAUCAAUUUGGCUGCUGGACGGAAUCCAUGGAAACAAGCUUCUCUACAAGAUGAAACUUUUCGAGCUUACCUGAAUGACCCUGAUUUUUUACUCAAGAUUUUACCCAUCUCUCGUGAACUUAACCGCAUCUUGAAACGUAUCUUCUGCAUCGACCCCUUACGGCGCAUUGGACUCAAGGAACUCAAACUUCGAAUUCAACAAUGCAAAUAUUUCACCCGGACAGCUGAAGUGGAUCGUUGGGAAAGAUUACAGGAUUUAGCUCAACUCAACAAUAAUAAUAACAGAAAUCUAUUCGACAUUCCAUCUUAUACCAGAAAAGUAGUUCGUCCUUCACCUUCAUCCAUCAUCAUUCCAAAGAAGACGAAACAACAUAUACCUGAUACACCUGUUUCUCCAACAACAACUGCUGAAUUACAUCUUGAUACAACUUCAUCAACAUCAAGACGAAAUAAAGUGCGUGCUCCGGUUGAUUUACUUCCCUCUCCACCUGCUACUCCUCGUGAUCGAUCUCAACAAUCAUCUUACGAUGAUGAUGGUGAUAUUUAUAUGGGUGAUAGUCAAUCUUCUGGUGCUUCUGUUGGCAAUAGUGGGUUACUUUCCAGUAUGGUUCCUUUAAUGGCUUGAUUUAUCGAUUUUCUUUCCCCUCCCUUUGUUUUCAUUAUUUUUAUGCCU
This is a messenger RNA of Halteromyces radiatus, 1372 nucleotides long. Its product is annotated as kinase-like domain-containing protein. Gene Ontology annotation, molecular function: ATP binding; protein serine/threonine kinase activity. Bases 56 to 1324 code for a protein of 422 amino acids. NCBI's taxonomy places the organism in Eukaryota, Fungi, Mucoromycota, Mucoromycetes, Mucorales, Cunninghamellaceae. The record is from RefSeq and is a predicted model, not a curated record. Gene Ontology annotation, biological process: protein phosphorylation; meiotic recombination checkpoint signaling. Gene Ontology annotation, cellular component: nucleus; cytoplasm. The transcript is spliced from 2 exons.